This is a messenger RNA of Ananas comosus (pineapple), 1481 nucleotides long. Its product is annotated as sphingoid long-chain bases kinase 2, mitochondrial. The record is from RefSeq and is a predicted model, not a curated record. Gene Ontology annotation, cellular component: TIM22 mitochondrial import inner membrane insertion complex. Gene Ontology annotation, molecular function: kinase activity; ATP binding. Lineage: Eukaryota; Viridiplantae; Streptophyta; Magnoliopsida; Poales; Bromeliaceae. The transcript has 13 exons. Bases 30 to 1115 code for a protein of 361 amino acids. Gene Ontology annotation, biological process: phospholipid biosynthetic process; protein insertion into mitochondrial inner membrane; phosphorylation.
GAAAACAGAAAACAGGAAAGAGGGAGAAAAUGGCGUGCGGGAUGCAGGCUGCGGCGGCGGCGAAGCCCUCGUUCUUGACGCGGGCGGAGCAGCCGAGCGCCCUCGAUCCCUUCCCCGACCGCGGCGUCGGCGGCAACGGCGCCGCCUCCGCCUCUCGCCCUCGCCGAGACUUCGUCUUCGUCGUCAACCCCAAAGAUCGAUCAGGCGCGAAUGGGCGGACAGGGAAGGAGUGGAAGAGGCUGCUGCCUUAUCUCCGAACGCGCCUUGCCGGCAGCUGCAAUGUUUGCGAGUCUAUCACGUCAGGUCCUUCUCAUGCUAUAGACAUUACCAGGGAGGCAAUAAGGGAAGGGGCUGAUGCAGUGAUAGCUGUUGGAGGUGAUGGGACUCUUCAUGAGGUGGUGAAUGGCUUCUUCUGGGAAGGAAGUCCUAUUCUUGCUCUAGACAAAGGACCUGCGCAUUCAACUGCACUUGGUCUAAUUCCGCUUGGUACUGGUUCAGAUUUUGCUAGAACUUUUGGCUGGAAGAACGAUCCAUAUGAGGCGAUUGAACGGAUUGUGCGAGGUCAUAAAUCGAAAGUAGAUGUUGGCGUUAUUAAUGGCUCCAAUAGAGACCCCCAUUUUUUUAUUAAUGUUGCUGAUGUACAUCUGAGUGCGAAAGCAGGCUAUUUUGCUUCCAAGUAUAAGCGAUUUGGAAAUUUAUGUUAUGUUUUUGGUGCUUUGAGAGCCUUUAUGGGGCACAGUAAUAGGGACCUCAAAAUCAAGGUUGACGGGGGAGAAUGGGAAGUAGUUGAUAAGGUCACUGCUCUCUGUAUAGGAAAUGCCAAAUUCUUUGGUGGUGGUAUGAAGAUAACUCCGACAGCCAACCCUCUUAGUGGAAAUUUGGAGGUGGUGAUUCUUCAAGACUUCAAGUGGUAUGACUUUGUUUUUAAGCUGCAUAAACUUUACACAGGAACACAUCUAUCACUGAGAGGUGUUUCUUCAAGAAGUGUCAGGUCAAUCGAAAUUGAGGAGGUAAUUCCCAAAGGUGGCGUGUACGUGCAGUCUGAUGGGGAGCAUUUGGGGUUUCUUCCAACAGAAUGUUCCGUUCUACCUGCCGCAAUUAACAUUUUCAGCUGACACUGGGCUCUUCUGUCUUCCAGUUGGAUCAAGCUAUGCACUCUUUUGGUUGUCAUGCAAUAAUACAUUGGUGAAAUUGAUGGAGCACAAGACGUGGUAUUUGGUUGUACUUCCAUUUGUGGCAUUAGUGCAAUGCUACUAUGCUAGUAACCAAGGAGCUGAUUUGCUUUCUUUGAGCUCUUUUUCACUUGCUUACUCAAAAGCUCCCAUAUGAGACCUUUUUUAUAUAAGUAAUCUUUAAAAAUUUUCAAAAUUUGUGUUUGGACAAAUAAUCCUAUGGUCGCUGCGUUGAGACAUAAGAUAGUUUUGCCAUUUUAUGAUAAAAAAUCAACCAAACACAAUAAACCAUUCUCCGUCUUUUAAAAA